Molecule: messenger RNA, 375 nt
Organism: Aphanomyces astaci
Lineage: Eukaryota; Oomycota; Saprolegniomycetes; Saprolegniales; Verrucalvaceae
Exons: 3
Coding region: 1-375 (124 amino acids)
Source: RefSeq, a predicted model, not a curated record
AUGGAUGGAUGCCAGGAGUUCUUGUACACGGGAUGCAUUCAAGUCUUGACUGUGGACACCGCCCUGGAGCUGUUGGGCGUGGCCGAUCACUAUGCAUUGCAGGAUCUGUCGACGUUGUGCGACAACUUUCUCGCCUACAAACUCGAUACCGAGACUGUGUGCCACGUGUUGAUUGCCGCCACCCAUUUCCAAGUGAGUGGACACGUUGAAGACCACGUGCAUGUGCUUCCUGCAAGCUCAUUUCACCAAGUGGUGUCGACGAAAGGCUUUGAAGAGCUGGGCGAGUUCCCGGCGGCGCUGCUGCUGGAAGUCACGCGAGUGUCCAUGCUGUCGAGUCAUAAGCAUCAUAAAAUCGGUUCGAUAACAUUACAAUAA